AUGCUAAAUAGCUCACUGUAUGCAGACGAUUUGUGUUAUGGAGGGGAAAGUGUAGAAUCAGCUUUCAGUCUUUCAUCAGAGGCGGUAUCUAUUUUGAGAGACGCGAGUUUUAAUUUGAGAAAGCUAGACACUAAUUCUAAAGAGCUGUAUGACUUGUGGGUUCAGGAAAGGUUGUGUGAAGAAAGUAGGUCUGAGAGAGAUAGUAAGUUGAAAGUGUUAGGCUUGUUGUGGAACUUAGAAAAGGAUGGUUUUAGAGUAGACGUUACGUCAUUGUUGAGUAGUUUGGAAUCGUUGAGAAAUAGUAAAAGAUCGGUGUUAAGCACAGCAGUUAAGGUGUUUGACCCAGUCGGAUUUAUUUCUCCAUUUGUGGUGCGAAUUAAGAGACUGAUGCAGGAAAUAUGGGAGAGAGGUUUGGAGUGGGAUACAGAGUUGCCAAAGGAGUUACGGUGCAAAUGGAUAAAGUGGUGCGCUGAAAUUGAGGAAAUAAACGCGUUGAAAAUAGAGAGGUACUACUUUACAGAAGUUCUAAGUAAAGGUCAGUCGGUUGAAAUUCAUAUUUUCAGUGAUGCGUCAGUAGUGGCAUAUGGAGCGGUGGCAUAUUUUAGAUAUAAGAAUGAGAGAGGAGAGGAUUUGGUAGGUAGGUUAGUUCUGUGGACGGACUCCGAAAUUUGCUUGUGGUGGAUAAAGGGGUCAGCGCGUGAGUGGAAGCAGUUCGUGUCGAAUAGAGUUGCAGAAAUACAAGACUGUACCUCGCCUGAUAAGUGGAAAUAUUGUCCAGGGUCGGAAAACCCAGCAGAUAAAUUAACUCGUGGUGAAACAGCAAAUGCAUUGGUGAAAGAUAAUAACUGGUGGCAUGGUCCAUCAUGGUUGAAAGAUUCUGAAGAUCAAUGGCCUGAGCAGAAGUUUAAAGUAGAAACUGAUACUCAAAAUUUGGAACGUUUAAGCACUUAUGUUCAGGUGACUAUUCCAGAAGAAGAAAAUGCGUUAGACAUUACCAAAUUCAGCAGUCUCGAAAAAUUGUUGAGAGUUACAGCUUGGGUAAAGCGGUUUGUCGCCAAGCUAAGAAAACGUGCCUGUGAAGAAGGUCCUCUUACUGUAUUGGAGAUCCAAGAAGCUGAGGAGUACUGGAUAAAACAAGUACAGAGAGCGAAUUACUUUUCGGAUAUUCAACAACUAGAGAGGAAUAAUCUAAUAACACCAGAUUCUAAGCUUUACAGUUUAGCACCAUAUCUGGACAGUAGAGGUAUUUUGCGUGUCAGAGGUCGUUUGGAACAAGCAGAAUUAAUAGAUGACGGAAAACAUCCCAUUAUUCUGCCCAAAACGAAGUUCACCGAACUAGUGAUAUUUAGUGAACACAUAAAAGUAUUCCAUUCAGGAGUCAUGGCAACAUUGUCCAAAGUCAGGAAUAAAUUUUGGAUACCUAAAGGAAGACAAGUAGUAAAGAAAGUUAUUAACACUUGCCUGGUGUGUAAGAAGUUCGCAGUGAAGCCCGCCAAACAGUUAACGUGUCAGUUACCCAGAGAUCGUGUAGUCCAAAGUAAUCCUUUCACAGUUGUAGGCAUCGACUUAACGGGAGCAGUUACUAUUAGAGAAAAAGCGGAUAACCACAAAAAGGUGUACAUAGCCUUAUUUACAUGCGCCGUCACUCGUGCUGUACACAUUGAAGUGGUUUCAGAUAUGUCAGCAAAAAGUGUUCAUUUUUUCAUUACGACGUUUUUUAGCAAGAAGAGGGAGCUGCAAAGUGAUUUAUUCAGAUAA
This is a messenger RNA of Stegodyphus dumicola, 1758 nucleotides long. RefSeq lists its product as uncharacterized. NCBI's taxonomy places the organism in Eukaryota, Metazoa, Arthropoda, Arachnida, Araneae, Eresidae. The record is from RefSeq and is a predicted model, not a curated record.